Messenger RNA from Ictidomys tridecemlineatus (thirteen-lined ground squirrel), 2303 nucleotides. It is a transcript of the gene Tbx21, whose product is annotated as T-box transcription factor 21. Gene Ontology annotation, biological process: cell fate specification; lymphocyte migration; regulation of transcription by RNA polymerase II. Gene Ontology annotation, molecular function: DNA-binding transcription factor activity, RNA polymerase II-specific; RNA polymerase II cis-regulatory region sequence-specific DNA binding. Lineage: Eukaryota; Metazoa; Chordata; Mammalia; Rodentia; Sciuridae. The record is from RefSeq and is a predicted model, not a curated record. Gene Ontology annotation, cellular component: chromatin; nucleus.
GAAGGUGCCCAGCCCGCCCCGGAUGGGCAUCGUGGAGCCGGGCUGCAGAGACAUGCUGACGGGCACUGAGCCGAUGCCGACGAGUGACGAGGGUCGGGCGCCGGGCGCCGACCCACAGCACCGCUAUUUCUACUCGGAGCCAGGCGCGCAGGACGCGGCCGACCGUCGUGGGGGCGGCAGCCUGGGUGCGCCCUACGCCCCGGGCGCCCUGGUGCCGGCUCCGCCCGGACGCUUCCUCGGAGCCUACGCCUAUCCGCCCCGGCCCCAGGCGGCUGGCUUCCCCGGCGCAGGCGAACCCUUCCCGCCGCCGGCGGGCACGGAGAGCUACCAGCCCGGGGAUGGCUACCCCGCCCCGGACCCGCGGGCUGGGCUCUACCCAGGAUCGCGCGAAGACUACGGGCUGCCUGCGGGGCUGGAAGUGUCGGGGAAGCUGAGAGUCGCGCUCAACAACCACCUGUUGUGGUCCAAGUUCAAUCAGCACCAAACGGAGAUGAUCAUUACCAAGCAGGGCCGGCGGAUGUUCCCAUUUCUGUCAUUCACUGUGGCUGGGCUGGAACCCACCAGCCAUUACAGGAUGUUUGUGGAUGUGGUCUUGGUGGACCAGCAUCACUGGCGGUAUCAGAGUGGCAAGUGGGUGCAGUGCGGAAAGGCUGAGGGCAGCAUGCCAGGGAACCGUCUGUACGUCCACCCAGAUUCCCCCAACACUGGAGCCCACUGGAUGCGCCAGGAAGUUUCAUUUGGGAAACUAAAGCUCACCAACAACAAGGGAGCCUCCAAUAACAUGACCCAGAUGAUCGUGCUGCAGUCCCUCCAUAAGUACCAGCCCCGGCUGCACAUCGUGGAGGUAAACGACGGCGAGCCAGAGUCCGCCUGCAACGCUUCCAACACGCAUAUUUUCACUUUCCAAGAAACCCAGUUUAUUGCGGUGACCGCCUACCAGAACGCCGAGAUCACUCAGCUGAAAAUUGAUAAUAACCCUUUUGCCAAAGGAUUCCGGGAGAACUUUGAGUCCAUGUAUGCAUCUGUUGACACCAGCGUCCCCUCCCCGCCUGGACCCAACUGUCAACUGCUUGGAGGAGACCCCUACUCACCUCUCCUGUCCAACCAGUAUCCCGUUCCCAGCCGCUUCUACCCUGAGCUUCCUGGCCAGGCCAAGGAUGUGGUAUCCCAGCCAUAUUGGCUGGGGGCCCCCCGGGACCACAGUUAUGAGGCUGAGUUCCGAGCAGUCAGCAUGAAGCCCGCAUUCCUGCCCUCCGCCCCCGGGCCCACCGUGUCCUACUAUCGAGGCCAGGAGGUCCUGGCACCUGGAGCUGGCUGGCCUGUGGCUCCCCAGUACCCUCCAAAGAUGGGCCCAGCUGGCUGGUUUCGCCCCAUGCGGACUCUGCCCAUGGAACCUGGUUCAGGAGCCUCUGAGGGGCGGGGGCCAGAGGACCAGGGCUCCCCCUCGCUGUGGACCGAAGUCACCCCCAUCCGGCCAGAGCCCAGUGACUCAGGACUGGGCGAAGGAGACUCUAAGAGGAGGCGGGUGUCCCCGUACCCUUCCAGUGGUGACAGCUCCUCCCCUGCUGGGGCCCCUUCUCCUUUUGAUAAGGAAGCCGAAAGCCAGUUUUAUAGCUAUUUUCCAAAUUGAGCCGAAGUCGAGGAGAAAUGAACAGAUCCAGUGUUGGUAGGUUGGAGGGUGCCAACCGACUCCAUCACAGACGCAGGGUGGAGAAGACCCCGGCUCCCUCGGUCCCUUCUCCAUAUAGUUGGGGAAGAGGUGGGCCCAUAAGGAUUCUGGGGUUCACUUCCUGUUCCACAAUGAAAUGUCAGAGGAGUGUCACCUGCUCCUUCCUCUGCCCAAACUACGGUCACGAACCCGGUGCUGCUUCUCGCUGUUGGUCCCAUGGAGAACAGAAAACAGGCGCAAGGUCUUGGACACAAAGGAGCUUUGUGGCUUCUGGUGGGGUGGGAGGCUCAGAUGGGGAAGGCCAGCUCUGCUUCUUUGUGGAGUCGCUUUCACUGGCUUUAUUUGUGAGUGUAUUAAUCCCUGAUCUGAAAAUAAAGACACACGGAGUUGCCCAGCCAGGGCCAGGGAGAGGACUCAGGUGAAUGGGCAGCUGGCCGGGGCCCCACCUGCUUGGAGACAAGACAGAGCAGUAGAGAGGAAGGGGCUGGGAUGGGGACAGUUCACAUCUUGCCAAGCGAGGUCCUGUUUGUGGUGGUUGUAUGUGCACGUGCUUUUUCCUUGUCUUUUUUUUUUUGAUGGGGAAAGCUAUUUAUUGCACAGAGAGUGGUGUCUCGAUGUAUUUCUUUGUGUUCAU